CCGCAGUUGCCCCUCUCUGCGGGCUCACCCCCGUGCCCGGGGCUCUCCGGGAGCCGUGUCCACACGGCGCGCAGCCUCAGCCGGUCCCGGGUCAGCGUUCCCCCUCAUGCUGUCGGUGAGGCGUCAGCCUCCCUGUUGCUGUCCCUCCAGGAGUGGGCUCCCCGGCCCCUUGGACGCUGGUUCGGGAGUCUGUUUCACCUGCAGAAUUACCCCUCCUUAGCUGGCUCACAUUAAACAACGUUUAGUCUUUUAAGUUCUUAUCGGUGAAUGACAAAAUCAUCCAAUUGUGCUGCUGUUGCUAUGUUCACAGGCAAGGCAAACUGCCCAUACUAUGCCAAAGCUGAACUCCUGGCUGACUAUCUCCAGACUAACUUGCCCAACUUCAGGUUUCACAAGAUUACUCAGCAGCCUGACAGGUGGGAGCAGUGGCUUCAUGACAUUUGUGAAACAAAUGGAUGGGAACAUAGACAGUCUCCUAUCAUUUGGAGAGAGCUGUUGGACCGUGGAGGGAAGGGUCAGCUUCUGGGAGGACUUAAUGAUUUUCUGGAAUAUGCUCAGCGAUAUUAUGGCAUCACUUCCAUGAUGCUGAUGGAGGAAAUGUUAGACAUUGCUGAGGAGAACCUGCAGGCAUAUCUUGAAAUUGUAAAAGACGAUGAAGAGAUUAAAAGUCUUAUCAAGCCUAUGCAGAUCUGGAUUACCAGCGCAUCAGUUCCAAUCUGUUAUCAUCUGAUCCCUCUGUUGGCAAAUGGAGAAGUGUUUGGGAUGACCACAGAAAUCAGCAUCCAUUUGCUUGACACUGACCAGUUUAAGGAAAUUCUUUGCGGUAUCGUAAUGGAAGCUGAAGACAUGGCAUUCCCACUUCUCCGCAGUAUUUCAGAGCACACAAAAAUAGACCAGGCUUUUAUUGAUGCUGAUAUUAUCAUUGUUCUUGAUGAUGUCCCCUUAAACCUUGAAGUCCAAUCCCGUGAGAACCACAUCAGAGAAGUGAGUGAGAUCUGCCAAGUGUAUGCUCCCUUGAUUGAGAAGAAUGCCAAGAGUGAUGUCAAAGUAAUUUCAUCAGGAAAAACCUUUGCAAACCUUAAGGCAACAAUGUUAAGGACAUAUGGCCCAUCCAUUAGGCCUGAAAAUAUCAUUGCCAUUGCAACAUCCUGGGAGAGUGCAGCUAAAGCCAUGCUGGCCAGGAAGCUGAAUGUGAACACAGCAGGAGUUAAAGAUGUGAUUGUUUGGGGCAAUAUUACUGGGUCUAGCUACAUUGAUUUGUCACAUGCAAAACUUUAUGGCUAUGACUGUGCUAUUCGGGGACCUCCUAAUUUUCCACGUCCUUUGUUGAAUAUGAUUUAUGAUAGUGAAUGGAUCCAUUCAGAAUUUCUGUCUGCACAGAGUACACUGAGUUCCCGGAUGUCCCAUUGUACAGGAAUAUUACCUGCUCAUGCGAUAGCCACGGUACUGCGAUACUGGUACCAUGGCUCUCCUUCUGAGGAGAUUGUUUCUGUGGGAGUAUUUAGUCAUGGUCAAUUUUGCAUUCCUGAAGGAAUUAUCUUCUCUAUGCCAGUGAGGUUCCAGAAUGGAAACUGGGAAGUCAUGACAGAAUUAGAAAUUAAUGAAACGACCCAAAAAGUUCUGGGACGCUUAUCCCAUGAGCUGGUUCAGGAAAAGCUCGUUGCACUAAAGGAGAUAAGCGAAAUGCAUCCAUAUGAAGCAGAAUAAAAACUCCACACUUUCUCCAAGUGUUUCUUUGUUGCUUUUCCUGUUUAAUUUGCUUUUAAAGUUCUCUGUCCUCAUUCAUCAAAAUAAGAACAGAUGGACACUAAAGCAUGUUUUAGUUUUGUUUUUUCACUUUUUUCUCUAUUUUCAGGUUGUGAAAUUCCUGCACUUUCCCAAUGUUCUCACAAUUUCUUUCUCAUUUUCAUUCCUACAGACCUUUUCCCUAGUUUAUUUUCUUUCUCCCUCCCUUCAGAUUCUUUCCAGUACUUUUAUAUCAGCCCUUUCUGUACUAUGAGCUGUUCUCCAUUAAGGACAGGCUGAAGAAUGGGGAAACUAUUCAGAGUUAGAUGCCCAGAGCCUCUACUGAAGCAUAAAGUCUUUUGGUCAUCCAUGCUUGUUUCUUGGGAAAGGACUACAGACACAAUAAGAUAUCCUUGAUGAAUGCAGAAUUUAAUUAUUUGGCUAAUCAUGACCUUGUUUAACCCAGACAGGGAAUUCCCUAUUAGAUAAGAGUGUCCUUCCUUAUCUGCUCUCUAAUUGUAUGGUACUGCUGUUCUGUAGAGCUGUCCUGUUCCUCUUGUGCAUUAAAUGCUAAGCAGAGGCCUUCCCACUGCUAGCAGCAAUGUGCUCAGUUGUGGCCUCUUGUGACAUCAAUAUCAGGUGUUCAAGUAUUCCCAAAGUGUCCUGCUUUAUCUCCUUGCACACAGAAGUAUUUUAGGAGGCUAGCAAAAAUAGCUCAUGUUUUUCCUUUUUUUUACAGAAAUGGAAACCUUGCCUACUGGGUCAGUUUAGCUAGAGUAGCUAGAGUCAUCUGGAAGAGAAAAUUCCGGAAGUUCCCUUAUUAAAAUAGUGUUUCCAUUGCUCAAAAGAGCAAACUAGAAGGAAGUCUAAACAUUGCUGUAGCUUUUGCAGUAUUUUCCUCAUUAAAAACCCCAGUAAAUCUCUAGGUAGAAAAAUAUUUCAAACCCAGUGUGAAUGUAACGUUUUUAACCUGUAGACCAAAGUAAAGUUUCUACUGAUUUUAAUGAGUCUAGGAUUUCAUUUGCAUCCAACCACUUAUUUCUUCAGACCAAUAAACUGUUGUUAAAAUAUAGUUUAAUGCCUGAAAUGUUCAUAUGAAAAUCUUGAGCAGGACUGUCACAUACAGAGUAGAAGUUCUAUAAUUCCAAAUUUUUUUUUUCAGAGGUACUGAAACACAGUACAUUUUGUAAUAAAGUAUCUUCUUGGGCAAAAUUGGUUUUAACAUAGAAAUAUGUUUAUACAUCUCCAAAGUGACAGGUUCAUCUUUAUUUCCAUGUUUUUCUUAUUCAUUUCAUGAGUUUCAAGAGAAUACUCGUGUGUUUUAAGUCAAAAUAAUUGAAUUCUUGUUUAAACAGAAUUGUUGUGGAUCCACUUUUACUUGCAUCUUUGGUGUCUUAAAUGAUGGAGACUGUGUUAAUGAAAUGUUACUGUACUUGCUAAUUUUUUAUCAUAUAUGUUUAAAACAAAAUAGAAAGCUUCCUGUUCUUUGUUACAUACAGUUACAUACAGUUGCAAUGAAUUAAUUAUUUCUGUUCAAAUGGAGUUUCAAGUUCUGAAUAGGGGAAGACCUCUUAAAUAAGGAAACCAAGAGAAGUUACUGGCUGAGUAGGACAGGACUAGGCGGGAUGUCUCAUUGGUCUUUGGAAGAGGAGCUCGGAAACCUGGGGUAUCACAAGUGAUCUGGGAGAAUGCGGGGUUCUGUGUAAAGUGUAUAUGGGAGAAGCAACAUUUAGAGGAACUGAGAUGUUAUUCUAAAUAUCUUCAUGAGAGUUCACAUGGAAAUUGUAGAGGUAGGUGUUGUAAAAAGUCCUGAAGACGAGGGUUAGGAACCAUUCAUUUAAUGGAUAAGUGAUCUCCAGGGAAUUAGUUUCCAGUAGUGUGUGCACAGGAGAUUGGCUGAGUUUCUGAGGAGCAUCUGGAGGCAGAUGUCACAGGAGAAAAUAGCAGGGAGGGAUGCUACUAGUAGUCUCUACAAACUACCUGAUUUUUCUAUAAUUCCUUCUUCAAGAUAGAAAAGUUAGCUUCUCUAAUGUGUAUUUACAUUUGGGCUUUUUCUAUAUGAAUAGGCUUUAGCAAUCUUACUCUCUGAAUUUUUUUAUUCUGCCUGUUGAGAUAGUUCAAACAAACUGCAGUUCAAGCACCAACACUGCACAGCUGUUAAUGAGAGGGAAAAUAAAUCUUCCUGCAAUAUAUAAGUAGGCUUAUCUGACUUCUGAAUCACCAGCUGAAAACCUCUCUUCUCAGAGGCUGGGAGCAGAAAGAAAAAGCUGCUUGGGAUUAUUCUAACUGGAUUUGUCUAGUGGUCUGCAUGGAAAUUCAGGUCUUUCCUCAUUGAAGCAAAAGUGAAUGGAAAAGCUUUUUUCCUUAGCUUUUGUUUAGGAGAAAAAGAAAGAAAAAAAUAGGAAAGCUAAAAUAUGGUAACGUAUUCGAAACUAGUUACAGUUGUAAAACAACAAUUGACUUAGUCAUCAGUAAGUUUAGGUUUUCUAUAAGUAAUAUGCAAUUUCUGGGACAUGUUUUUUCACAAGUCUCUAAGUCAUGCUAUGUAUGCAGGAUAUUCAUGCUAUUGAGGACUCCUGCUAUCUGGGUGUUAUGGUAACUGUUGAAAAAUUUAUGAAAAAGGGCUUUAAGUUGUAUGUGUCUUACAAAUGUUAUGUAUAGAUUGCUCAUAAACCUUAGCAUUUGGGUGUACUGAAGAGCUUUGUGGUUGGUCUGAGCAAUUCUUGCUCUUGGACAUUACCACUAGGGCUUAUUAUUUUUCUUCUUUGUAUAGCUGCCCCAACUCUUUGUUACAGCACAUUGUGCUUUAUGCAUUACUGUGUCAGCUUCUACCUCAUUUUCAAUCUCUAUAGCAACAGUUUCUCAGCAACCCGGAGAUGCUUAGUGAAGGCCUCUCAAUUUAGAAAUAUUGCACUCCAACCAUAAAAAAAAAGGCACUUUGAAACAAAGAUCAAAGAAGUUUUAUCUUUAAUUAUUCAGGAUAUUUAUUACUAAUUAAUUAGUGUUCUCUGUUUUGACUGCUUAGACAAUUACCUGAUACUUUGAUCUGGGCCUUUGCUAGGCAUUUGUUGUGAGCAGCUUUAAUUUAAAAGCAAAACCUUUAGAACUGUGUCUUGAAGUCAACUUUUAAGUGCUGUAAAACUACUGGACUUCUCUGGCGAUGUCAUCUGACUUCUGGACCUUUAGUAAGUAAUGAGAGGAAGGUAAGCACAGCUACUGUAUUUAAGGGGAGACAAUAAUUUUGGCCUUUGAACAAAAUAUAGAAUGUUUUCACCCUUCACAGGAAACAAAAGUAAUUGUAGGUUCUUUUGUGCAUAUUUAAGAUGUUGAUCACAUGUUGUCUGAUUUCAAAAGAAGAAAAGUCUCUGAUCAAGUCAAUUGAUCUGCUGGGAGGUUUCUGCCUUACUUCAUGUGGCUUGUCUUUCUCUGUACUUUAAUUUAAUUAUGUAGCAUGCUUCAAAAUACAUUUUAUUUGCUAAAGUACAUAUUCUGAGAACCUGUAAGGCAAGGUACAUAUAAGUAAUUUUCUUUCACAUUCCACUAAGAGUCAAGAGAUUGUUGUGCACAUAAGAAUAUUCAUGUUAAUGGGACCAGGAUUGUUCACUGUAACAUUUUAUUUCCUGAAAAUUUGCACAUAAUUUUUAUUUUUUGUUUGUUUUCUAAAGUGAUUUUCACUAUUAAAGCACACAAGUAACUGAAAUAUAACAAAUGAGCUGAAAUAGUGUGUCAAUGGGCAAAGUUACUUCAGAUUUCAUGGGCAGCAGAUACUGCUUCUGCUUUCAUAUUGUAUUCAUGUGCUAAUACUAAAGUAGAUUCUCUUCAUUUCACCCAGACACUCCUACAGCAGUAGAGAUCUGGACUGUCCACAGAGUUUUGUAUAUGAAAAUGUAGACUGUACAUACAUUAAUAAUGUCUUUCAUAACUUUUUGGAGGGAGGAUUUAAAGAUAUGAUGCUGUACAAUGAUGGCCAGUUUGGUAAAACACAUAAACACAUGAUUAACUUUGAGAUCAUGAAUAACCUAGGACAAGACUAUAGAGUGGUUUUCCAUGUGGAUAAUUUAAAUGUUAGACCUUGUGCUGUACUGGAUAGAGAUCUGGUCAUCUUACAGUAAGUAUCAAGCACUCAUAGAUUAUGCAUGCUGUAUAACUCAGUAAGUCAGUAGAUCUGUUCUUAUUUGAGUGAACAAAUUCUAAUGACUUCUAAUUUAAGUGAGUUUAAUCUGGAUAUUUUUAUAUUCAUUCCAUCCAGUUUCUUUAUUUUAUGUACCUCUGGUACAGAGAAAAUAAAGAAGGCAAGCUGUGUGUGUCUAAGUCUACCUUCUAGAUUGCUACAUGUAGCUUUCACCAACACCUAUGUUUAAUUCAUUUCUCUGUGUCUUCUGAUUUCAUUGAUUUCUGUACAUGAACUUUUCUGUCAAACUAUGGCAGAGGCUCUUACUAUUGCAGCUAUUUUAGGAACAGCUGUAUCAUAUUUUCAUAUAUAUUGCAUAUGAAUAUAUAUCUAUAGGCAAACUUAUGUGCCUGUGUAAAUGCUGGUCAGAGCUGUAGUUCUGCAGAAGCCUUAGUAAGAAAGAAAAUAGAAGAGUGGAAAAGAAGCAUAGUGGUAUUCCUUUCAAAGAAGGACUACAAUAAAAAUUGUGGCAUUAUAGUCUUGAAUGAAAAAGACUAUUAAAGCAGAUCUGUAUCUCAGUAUUUUAAGUAUCUAAAUUUAGGUUAUGACUGAAAUUUAGGGACAGAAACACAAAGUUGCAGCUUUCACCAAUUAAAAUGGUGAGAAGCAUAUUUAUGGUAGACUCAAUAAUUCUAUAUCAUUGGAUACUUAUGCUUCAUAAUUGGCCAGUAUUCUGUCAUGUUUAUGACAAAUCAUCAAUGAUUAUAUCAAAUGUAAGUAGUGAACAUAUGUUUAAGUUCAGAUUUAACAACAAUUUUUUUACUUAAGUUUUGGAUAAUUUCCAGCUACCUAAUUUUUAUUUAUUUGAGCAAACUUUCACUUUGUUCUGCACAAUAAGCCACAUAGAUGGCCUUUGGAAUCUUGUGUGACUUAGAUCCAUUAUACCUAGUGCUUUGAAACUGCAGUGUUAGCUGAAAGGUAGUUGCUGCAGUUAAUUAAUGUUUAUAUUUCUGUGAUUGGAAAUAUUAUGUACUUUAGAACAUUAGUGAAAUAAAUCCUGAGGGGAGACAUUCAGUUUCCAUUGUUACAGGGACGUAACUACUUCUGCUUUCACAGUUGUUUAAAUAAGUAUAUUCAUGGUUAAGCUUCCUUUUCCCCUUCUGUAUCAGCUCAGAAAGAAAUAAUGCCAGCUCAGCCUAAAACUUUAAUUCUGCUUGAGAAUUUUAGAAAAUACUUUUGAGUAAUUGCAAUCAAUGAAUCUUGGAAAGAGUCUGAUGUAGAUAUGCCCUCUGUGACCUGAAAUUGUACACUAUGAACUGUGUAGUAACCCUGCAUGUAAAAUUUGGGCUCUUAAUAGUGAGAGAUGUCAGCUCCUGUACUUAAAACAGUUUUGAGGAUUGGUUUUGCCCUGCUACAGUUUUACCAUUACUUGAAUUACUCCUAUUUUAUGCUAAGCAGAGAGCUUGCAAUUUGCUGGAAUUUCUCUGCACAUGGCACCAAAAUGAUUUUGUUUAACGUAAAUCUGUUUAAUUUAAUUUAUGAAAUGCAUCCAGUGAAUUGUUCAGAUUGAAAGGUUUAAUUUGAAUGGUUCGAUAUGUCUCUGCCUAGAAUAUGUGGUUUUACACUUUGGUUUGUUCUGUUAUAGAAUGCCUAAUGCCAUCUGUUAAUUUCAAAUGGAUCCAGACUUGAGGGGUAAGGAUUUUUCUUAUUUUUUCCCAACUUUUCUCAAAAGGAAUUUCUGUGUCUUUUUGAACAGAAACUACUGAAUUUUAAUGAAAUCAUGCCACCUUGAGAAUCUCUGUACUGUAGCACUUAAAUGACAGAUUACACAGCUGUAAUGUCCUACUUUUAUUGUUAGAUCUGUCCUGACACCUUCCUUGCCAUUAUCACAUCAGUUUAUGGAAUGGUCAGGCACACAGGCCCAUGAUCCCUAAUUUAUACUAAAUGCUAAGUUUUUUUCCGUACUUUGGAAUAGGCAUGAAGGAUGGCCAUACACUUCCUUUUUCAAUGCAAAAUCUCAGCAGGUACCUCAUCUGCCACAGGGCAAAUAGCUCAAAAUUCAGAAUAGCAGGUAACCAGCUGAAGAUGUCAGGAAUCACCAGACUUCUGUGUGUUUAGGAACUCCUUUGUCUGCUACUCAACAAAGGGCAUUUAUACUUCUUGAGGUGAAAUUUGACCCACAGCAGAAUGAUUACAUCCUGGUUUUCUGUCCAGAGGGAAAGCUCCCCUCCUGUGAGAAAUGAAGGAUUAUAAUGUCCCUAAAUAGCCUCUCAUCAAUAAUAAUUUUAAAAUGCUUUACUAUUUUACUUAUGUGUCCUCACAAGUUAAUUCUGGAACUGUGCUUGACAGGCACAGAAUGCCCCACUUUGGGGCCACAGUUUGUCUGUAAGGAUGGACUCGAAUUAAGUAGCAGAUGGUUACUAAAACAGAUUCCCUUCACUUCAAGAAUCAUCUUGUGGAUGGAAGGUGUUUGAGUUGAAUCAUAUGUAUAUUUCUAGCAUUUGUAUUUGAAAAUAAGCAUUUGGAACUUAAUCCAUAGCCUACUGAAAACUGUGGGAGUUGUUCUGUUGCUUUCAAAAGGGCCUUGGAUCAGUUUAUUGAGGAAAGAGAACUGAUGAUGCGUGGAAGUCAAAACUCAUUUUUCACGUUGUAUGACAUGCUACACUACAUCUCCAAAUAAUAUCACAAAACAUAGUAUGACAAGAGCAGGACUAAACAGAUGGUAUAGCAGUUAUUGGCAUCUUUCUAUAGCUUAGACAGCAUCUGGGAACCAGCAGAGCCCAUAAUUUGCUGACUAUUAAUAUUAAUCUGGUGUAUUUCUUGGAAACCAUUGCACACAGAUUGGCUCCUUUCCAGACUGAACAGGUGAAGUAUUUUUUUCAUUUAUACGUAUUUAUUGCUUAUCUUUAACCUUAACCAACUGUGUGUAGUUCUUCCUCUCUGAAGUACAGGGAGAAAGGGUCUCUGAGGACAGAAGGAUAACAGAUAAAUCCCUUUCUAGUUUCUGAAGUUUAGUGAACAAGCCUUGUUUUUUUGUCUUGAAGUUCAAGUUAUGUGUGCAAAGUAUCAGGCAUAGGUCAUGGUCAGCAUGUCUUAUUUUCCACUCAGAAAAACAACCUUUAGUGAUGUUAAAGAAAUAAGCUGAAAUCAUAUAAGGGUAUGUGAUUUGGUUAAGCAUAUUGAGUGGGUUUUCUAAACAGAGAUGUCAAAAGUAAUUUACUCUAGUAAAUGUCUUUUCUUCUUCUGCAAGAAUCCCACAUCUUGAUCUUCACAGAAGAUUUGCUUAGUGCUUGAAACAAUAUGCAUCCAAAACCAUAACCCUGCUGUACAACUGACAAACUUCCUUGCAGAAGAGUGUCUCUGAUCAACAAACCUAUUUGCCUGAAGAAACAGGAUUUCAUUAUGAUCUUGGUUAAAAGUAUGUGCAGUGCAUAACCCUCACAGGCCUUGUUCUGAUCUAUGAAUAAACUUGAUUCUCAAAGAAGCUGGUAUGAUCUCUAUGUUAAAAUCUGUUUACUCACUGUUUACAAGAAGACUGUUCACCCCACAAAGUUAUUUGAAAAAAAAAAGAAAAUGCUUAAUUUUUGUUUUCUUUUUUUUCCUCAAAAUAUUCCUUCAGAGUGCUGAUCAACUUGAAACUCCAAAUUUGGUUGUUUUGAGUUUUAGUUAGUUUUGAAUGAACCACUCUAUUGUAAUGUGUGUUUGUUUUCUUUCACAGAGGCCUUCAAUGGUGUUCAGAGCUCCGUAUACAGAACAGCCCUAAAACUACGCUCAGUACAAAGUCUUUGCCAGUUGGAUUUGAUUGAUGUUUCUCUGAU
Molecule: messenger RNA, 9654 nt
Organism: Parus major (Great Tit)
Lineage: Eukaryota; Metazoa; Chordata; Aves; Passeriformes; Paridae
Gene: MDH1B
Product: malate dehydrogenase 1B
Exons: 9
Coding region: 268-1707 (479 amino acids)
Biological process (GO): oxaloacetate metabolic process; malate metabolic process; tricarboxylic acid cycle
Molecular function (GO): L-malate dehydrogenase (NAD+) activity
Source: RefSeq, a predicted model, not a curated record